This is a messenger RNA of Cantharellus anzutake, 6037 nucleotides long. RefSeq lists its product as uncharacterized. Lineage: Eukaryota; Fungi; Basidiomycota; Agaricomycetes; Cantharellales; Hydnaceae. The record is from RefSeq and is a predicted model, not a curated record. Gene Ontology annotation, molecular function: GTPase activator activity; actin filament binding; calmodulin binding. Gene Ontology annotation, cellular component: mitotic actomyosin contractile ring; cytoplasm. Gene Ontology annotation, biological process: regulation of actin cytoskeleton organization; regulation of GTPase activity; mitotic actomyosin contractile ring assembly actin filament organization. The coding region runs from base 98 to 5986 and encodes 1962 amino acids. The transcript is spliced from 15 exons.
CGUGAUACGUCACAUCACGUUCAACCUCUAAAAGCUUGUUUUGACAGCGCUUGCAAGAUUACAUUUGGCGGCACGCUUCAAGGGCCGUCCCAAGGAAAUGUCCAGGAAUGAGAAAGCCUCGGUAGGACCGACAAGCCCUUCUUCAUCGACUUCGCCGCCGGGAUCCUUUGCUUACCAGACGCGUUUAAUCGAGAAUUCUCUGUCCCGCACGUCUUCCCUCUCGCGAUCGGGAUCAAUAACCAAAGGUAUCCUGACUCCAAGUGCAUCUAGAAAGUUUGCGUACACCCAUAGGGCUGGCUCGAGCGUUGAUUCAUUACGACUUGAACGAUCGCGGCCUAUUCCCGAGAAUGACGCCUUUAUCGAUGUUGAGCACCCCAUCCGUAAGCCCCUCGACGCGUCUACAGAAAAAGCUCUUCCAGAGACGCCUAUGUAUCUUACAAGGGGUCCUAUGGAACCCCCCGUCACCCUCAUUGCAUCGGUUUCACUACCCCAACAACCCUCUCAUGAGGCCGCCAGGCCGCAACAAACCGAUGCUGGUUUGUCUUCCAGGAAACCAAUCCCGCACGAGCCUUUGGGAGACGUUGGGAGCAAAUUUGCUACGAUUUCACAUGCCAGUUCUGGAGAGGCCUCUUUCCGUCCAGGUCACCGUUCCCAAGUUUCUUCCAAUGAUAAUACUGGCUCUGGCUCUUGGUCACCAGCCUCCACUGCCACCGAUUUUAAGCGGCACAGAGUAACGGGAUCCAUAGAUUCUGUUCGCUCUAGAUGGGAGGAGCGUGUUCGGGAAGCUGAAACUGGGGAAUUGACUCCAUCAAACACUGGCACAUUUCAGAGACGAGGGACUACUAGAAAACCUCAGGACAUGGAGCGCAAGAAUCUUGAAGCAUCCCCGGCUUUCAACUCUCCACAGGAACGUGGAAUUUCUGACCGUGCUAAGUCGUCAACGUUAAAGCGGCCCACGUUGCCAGAUCCCGUACCUGUGACUUCAAUUAGGGACCAAUGGGAGUCCCGCGUACGCAGCCAAGACGACAUAAGUGAACUGGGUCAAUUCCCCGCUACGGGGAAGAUGGAAGUGGUCCCGGGCAAUUCAAUUCCCGUCAGCGAUCUUUCGACCCUCAAUCGGGGAUCAACAGCGAGAAGAAAUAUCUCCACAGAUGCCAUAUCAUCUCGGGCUGCCAAUUUCAGUGCUAGUUCCACUGUAGCCUUUCCCACUUCAAUCCAGAGGGCGAAUACACUCUCUAGUGAAGGUGCCCCAAUGUCAUCUGUGCCUAUUCUGAAAGAGCCUGGCGACCGGACCUUCAAGAGGUCUCAACCCUCCGGCGAGUCUUCGAUCGCUGGAUUAAGGACACGCCGUUCAAAUUCGGUAGAUUCCGUUGUCGUCCCCCCGGUCGAGUCUCGCACGAGCCGCUCUCUUUCCAGUGCAAUCGUCGAUCCAAAAUCAUCGCCAUUAUCAUUCUCGGGCGCUGCUAGGCGGGACCAGUAUGCCGGGCUUGGUGCCGGAAGGCGAUUGGGCCGGCACCUGCCCCGGAUAGCCAGCGGUGAUGCACCAGACGACGGGGGAGAGCCGUCGACAUCCCCACCAGGUGUAGCUCACUCUUCUAAGAAGUAUCAAUUACCCCCUCUGUCACCGAAAUCCCCUGAAGUCCCUUCCCCGAGAGACCAUAACCUUCCAACACGCACUCUUCCUUCUCAUUAUUCACCGACUAAGACUGGUACAAUUGUCCCUCCCGUCGCUAAUGCGUCGCAUGUCCCAGGUCGAGCAGAUAGGAUACAAUUACUCAGAGGGGACUCCAGUCCCACCUCUGCACCAGCAUACCCUUACGGUCGGAAUUGGAUCGAGACACAGCGCCAAUUCAUCAUUGCGUAUGAGUACUUGUGUCACGUUGGGGAGGCACAACAGUGGAUAGAAGGCUGCUUGGAUGAAGAGCUCCCGUUUGGUGUCGUCGAGAUGGAGGAAGGGCUGAGGAACGGUGUGGCACUGGCCCGAUUGGCCCGAACGUGGGAAGGAGAUAGUGUUGUUCGCAAAAUUUUCGAGCAUCCCAGGCUACAGUACCGACAUUCGGAUAAUAUCAACAUUUUCCUAGAUUUUGUUAGAAGGGUUGGUUUGCCGGAGGGCUUCAUCUUCGAACUCACUGACUUGUAUGAAAAGAAGAACAUCCCAAAAGUCAUUUACUGCAUCCACGCACUCAGCCAUCUCCUUGCUCGGCGGGGUUUGGCCCAGCGUAUCGGAAAUCUGCUUGGGCAACUCGAGUUUUCCGAUGACCAACUCAAGCAGACACAGAAGGGACUAACGGACUCUGGUGUUGCGAUGCCAAACUUUGGAAAUGUCGGGCGAGAACUCGCACGCGAAAUCAACGAGGAACCUGAAGAAGAGCCUGAGACAGAGGAAGAGAGACAACGUCGGCUUUUGGAAGAGAAUGUAGACUCUAUAAUAGCAUUCCAAGCCUUCGCUCGUGGUCACCUAAGCAGAAGUGCUCUCCGGAUGCGUAUUACGAAGCUGCGCACUGCGCAGAAGUCUGUGGUGAAAACACAAGCUCUAUGCCGUGGUCAUUUGGCCCGCCGGAAGAUUGAUGCAGUUUUAAUCCAGCACCAAUCGCUGCUGCCGUGGGUCACUGCCGUUCAAGCUCGUGCCCGAGGAAUCCUGGCACGACGGGAACAUAACCAGUAUAUUCAACGGGUGCGAUCCACUCUUGCUAUCAUCAUCAAGGUGCAGGCCCAAGCACGAGGAAUACUGGAACGCGGACGAUUCGCCAAGCUCAAGGGAGCUCUUCGCUCCUCAAAGUUCUCUAUCGUCAAACUGCAAGCCAUUGCUCGGGCGAAGAUUUCGCGAAAAGUGCAUACCGAGGCUGCCAAGACUUUACACCAGCCGAUCAUGCAGGAUGGUGUCAUUGCCUUGCAGGCACGCGCUCGUGGGGUCCUCGUGAGAAAGGGGAUCGAUGUUAUACUCUAUAAACUGUCGAAGGUGGAGCCGCAUAUUAUUGGCUUUCAGGCUUGCGCAAGGGGGGGCAUUCUUCGUCGGCGCGUUCGCAGCCUGCGCGACGAACUGGACGAUGUUCCUGACAUCAUUGUUAAGAUUCAAUCAGCUUGUCGAGCUGUUUUGGCCCGUCAGCAGUUAUUGAUGCUCGUUCGAGCUUUAAGGAGGGCUGUCCCUUCCAUCCAAACCUUCCAAGCUAUCGCUAGAGCCCACUUGGCAAGACAGGCAUUCAUCGGACUGAAUCGAGAUCUGGCUCAGGCGCGUGUUGUGAAAUCAGUCGGCCACCUUCAGACCUUUGCGCGGGCCGCUUUAGUCCGAUCCCGCCACAAGGAGCAGGCCAAGAAGUUACAGAUUGUCUUACCGGAUAUUGUACAGGUUCAAGCUGCAUGCCGCGGUGUCCUCGUCAGGGAUGACUAUUUUGCCUGGCGCGACUAUCUUCAUGCUAGCCAAGCACAAGUCAUCUUCCUCCAAUCGCUUCUGAGAGGCGUCUUGGAGCGCCUCAGGUAUCAAGCCAAACUUGCACACUUUCAGGAGAAUCUUCAGAAAGUGGUUAAAAUCCAGGCUCUAUUUCGGGCCAAGGAACAAAGAGAGCAGUAUCGCCAGCUCACAAUGGGGACGAAAGUCUCAGUCGGUACAAUUAAGAACUUUGUGCACUUGCUAGAUGAUUCCGAAGCAGAUUUUGAGGAAGAAAUUGCCGUGGAAAGGUUGCGGAAGCGCGUCGUGGAGCAGAUUCGGGAGAACCAGGCUCUCGAAACCGAAGUAAGCGAGCUCGAUGUCAAGAUUGCCCUCGUCGUGCAAAACGUGAAAAGCUUCGAGGACCUUAUAAAAGCUCGAAAUUAUCGUGGCGACGUCCAGACCAGCCGAGCUGUGCUUGCAGCAUAUGGCGAUCCUUUCUCCAGCUCCAGCAAUCUUGAUCAUGCCGCUAAACGCAAGUUAGAGUUAUACCAACAGCUCUUCUAUCUCGUCCAAACAAAGAGUGAAUAUUUCGCCCGACUUUUCUUCCAUCUGUCUCGGCUCGAGGUUCAGGACAAAACGAAAAAAAUGGCUGAACGGGUUGUGCUUGCUAUCUUUGGAUACGGUCAGGAUCUUCGAGAGGAUUACCUCCUUCUGAAUUUAUUCAGGCUCUCAAUUGAAGAAGAAAUACUCUCUGCGUCAACAGUCAAUGCAGUCAUGACAUCCAGUCCCAUGUACAUUUCUCUCGCUGUCCAUUAUGUAAGACCUCGACAGGUGGCAUAUGUCCGCGAUUCUCUCCAGGCGGUUAUCAAAGAAGUGGUUGAACAGCCUGAUCUAGACCUUGAGACUGAUCCUAUUUUGAUUUACCGAGCACUGAUCAACGAAGAGGAGAUGCGUACUGGCCGACCAAGUCAAAAGCCCCAAGAAGUUACGCUGGUACAGGCCGCCUACGAUCUAGACACGAGACCUAAUCUCGCCCGUCAUCUGCAGCAAUUGCAAGUCCUUACCAAUGUGUUCGUGCAGGCUAUUAUCCAUUCGACGAGAAGAAUGCCGUAUGGGAUGCGAUCUAUUGCAAGGGGGACCCUCAUUGCGUUAAAGACCCGCUUUCCAAACCAAUCGAACGAUGCUUAUGCCGCAGCUCUCGGCAAACUCGUGUUUGAUCGUUAUAUCAAUCCCGCGAUCCUGGCACCAGAGACGUUUGACAUAGUGACAGGUUCAUUGAACCCAACGGCACGGCGGAAUCUUUCCCAAAUAUCGAGAGUGUUGGUGCAAAUCGCCUCUGGAAAAUUGUUUGAUGAGAAUACUCCUGCUCUGGAGCCCCUCAACAAUUAUCUUCAGGAAGCCAUUCCACUGGUGGCUGCAUGGUUCCUAUUCGUCGCUGAUGUGCCGGAUGCCGAGGCACAUUUCCAUGCCCACGAAUUCCUUGAUGUCACUGUACAGCCGAAGCCAAUCUAUAUAUCACCAAAUGAGAUCUACGCCAUGCACAAGCUUCUAGCACAGCAUCUCGACAUCCUGGCUCCCAAACGAGAUGACCCCCUCCGUUCCAUUCUCAUUGAACUCGAUGGAGUCCCUAAUCUUGGAUCAGAUGAGCUCAAAGAUGCUCGUGACCAAGCUAUCACACUCAAUCUUACAAACCGGUUCGCGCAUGUCUCAGAUCCUCGAGCCCACGAGAAAGCGCUGUGGGUGCAAGCAAAACGUGGUGUCCUUGCCGUUCUUCGCGUCCAACCUGCCCCCGAUCUUGUGGAGAGCCUGCUCCAACCUGUUACUGAUGCUCAUGAGGAUCUUUGGGUAGUGAUCGUGAACAACGAGCUGGUUCACGACAUGCAGCAGCAGCAACAUUCGCGAUACCCUUCCGCUGCUGUUACGGACUCAGCUUAUAGACUUGAGGAUAUUCGGACUUUACCGUACGCAAAAGUUAAGGAAAACGCUCUAUACUACCUUCUCGAACUGGAGAAGCUCGGAAAGAUUACUCGAGCCGAUGGAUACCAAGGAGUUCUGAACGCUAUUGCAGGCGAUCUUCGUAGCAAACAUCGAAAACGCAUACAGCGAAAGAACGAAAUGGAAGCCAUGGGUGAUGCGCUUAAGCACCUUAGGGAACGGAAACAAGCAUUCCAGGAACAGAUUUCGAGCUACCACAGUUAUAUCGAUUCUGCAAUGAAGACUAUGCAACGGGGGAAAGGGAAGAAGCGCUUUGUCCUGCCGUUUACGAAGCAGUUUUUCCAUGAGCGUGAACUUCAGAAGGCGGGAAAGACGCCGCAAUUUGGCUCCUAUAUUUUUCGAGCACAGGAGUUGUAUGAUAAGGGCAUACUCCUAUCCAUUGACCAGUUCAGUCCUCGUCAAUUCGAUCGCAUCGAUAUCGUCAUCGAAUCCAACGAAAUUUGUAUCUUCAAUAUUGGUGUCUCUUCGAACUUUAGCGGUGUCAUCAAUGAAAUCGCUUCACAGAUCCUGCGAAUGGAGGAUCUUCUUCAAGCAAAUUACGACGGCCAAAUAUCAUUAUCUCUAUUCGACGGCAUGGCCAAAUUUAAUCUCAACAUGCUUCUCUUCCUAAUCAACAAGAAGUAAGUAUAUGUUGACUCGUGCAAGUGAACACGCCUGACGCCUUCAUGAUUGCUU